CCAAAGUUGGACAUUGCUGGAUAUAUUGAAUUUUUGAUCCAAGGAUGGCUCAACAUGAAAAGGAUUUCCAAAGUGGAUAUAAUUCAUCCUGAGGGGGGCAUGCAUGUCUGUAACAGGUUUAAUGGCAACAGUUUUUGACAUUUUACCCGAAGCCACAAAAGGGAAUCUCAUAAGGGCGCUAGAGGGAAAGUCGGGAUCAACAAAACCAUCCAGAGUUUGCCUUGACCAACUCCUUAUGUCUGAAGACUCGAGCAGCGAUGAAGAAUGGUGUAUCUCUACAAAAAGGCAGGUGGAUGAUGCACGCACACUGGCAAAAUGUUGGGAAUGUGGCAAAAAAUUCAGCAACAUAAAAAACUUGAUGUCACACUACAAAAGCCACAAUAUUAAAGCCACCUGCCACAUCUGCAAGAUUAUUUUCCGACGCCUGACGUCACUCUCCACGCACCUGGAUAAUGCACACUCGCCGCCCCUCUGCAAAAAGUGCCAUCAAUCUUUCAGUAAUGUGUGGGAAUUGAACAAGCAUGCAGAGAUACAUUGCAGUGGCUCGGCGCCUUUUAAAGAAGCUCCCUCUUUGAUUUCUGCAGUCAUACAUCAGAGUCAGAACCCUGGCAUCUUUUCUGAUGAGGUGACUGUACAGCAAAGUAAAAACUCAGUACCGUGUAACUCAAUGUCAGAGUUGAGGCCUCAGCAAACAAUUGAGAUGAGACCUGAGACAUCUGAAAACAGUGUAGAAUAUAUAGUGGGUGAAGAUGAUAAAGACAUUGACAUGGAAAGUGACUGUGAGAAGCUAGAUGAUUCAACAAGCUCUGAAUCUGAUGAUGAAGAUAAGACACUUUGUAAACCUACAAACAUGUGUCCAGAUGAUGCAGAAUCAGAUGGUGGCUCAAGUUCAGCUGAUAAUUCCAGUGACUCUUCCAAUAGUCUGCACUCUAAACAAAACCCUGCAGCCCUUCCCAGUGUUAAUAGUUCAAUAUGUGCUGCAUGUGGUAGAGGGCCAUUUAGGUCAAUGAAGCUCCAUUUGCUGCACUGUAGUGGUAUAAGGGUAAAAUAUCAGUGUUCACUGUGCAAGACGCUCUUUCUAACUGAGACUGAUCUUAAUGAGCACUAUAUGCCUUUGUAUUCCUGUGACAUCUGUGGCCAGGUUUUCUCUCACGAGAGCUUGUACCAUCACCACCAGUGUCCCAAGGAAAGCAAAUCACCUUUGGUCUUCUUUUGUUCUGAGACGAUGCCGAAAGCAUGUAACGUAUGCAGAUCCUUUUUCACUUCUGACAAAACUUUGUUAAACCAUGUUACCAGAGUCCACACAUCAGUGGUCAGCACCAAAGUAUGCAUUAUUACCAAUCCAUCAGCAUUGACCGAUAAAAAGGGUUCAGGUUUCCAUGGCACUGCAGUCCAGUCCACCGUCAGUAGUCCAGAUGUAGUCAACCAGGUCAGUAACGGGAAGCUGCAUGUUGACCAAACUUGUGCAGGCUCACUGUCCACUAUUCUGAAGUCUGACACCGACCCAACUUCAGCAACUGCGACCUCUGACCCCGUCUCGCCCACUAUUAUGGCCAUGUUCGAGAACGACAGCCAAGAUGUGGCUUUGAUGAAACGUAUGAACACAGGCUGGCGCUCCAAGGUCCCUUACCCCUGCAGGCAGUGUGGUGCCAUCUUGCGGCAGCCCUCCCUCAUCAUUAGCCACCGCUACCUCCACCGAGGCCGCCGCUCACACCAGUGCCAGUGCGGCCGAGCUUUUAAGCACCGGCUGCACCUCCUGCGACAUUGUGUUCAGCAUGCGGAGGCCAUAAGCUACAUCUGCGUCAGCUGUGGGGAGACUUUCAUAGGAGCCAGACUCUUAGCUGAACACAUGAAGGGCAAAUCACAGAAAAAGUCCCGUCCUUCCGGGCGUCCAUGGAGACGUAAAGUUAAGAAAAAAUGCAAAAUGCCCUUUACAUGUGACUGUGGACAACUAUUUUUUAGGCCUUCUGCUUACAUAUGGCACCAACUUCAAAACUGGACAAAAACUAAACAAUUGAAGAAGCCCUUGAAAUGACAAUGGAUCAACACGUCUGGUUUUCGCCACUCUUCUUCAACUUUGUCCACCACAAUUUAAAUCAAACUGUUAAAUUAAAAGGGAUGUUUCACACAUCAUCUGAUUGUCACUAUUUUGUUUAAUUUGUGUGUUACCAAGUGACAAAAUCAAAGCAGAAUCACAUACAUGUUUUUUCUUAAUAGUUUUUAAUUAUAAGCAUGUCCUGGAUGGUUGUUAACAUGUUUUCACCAUGUGCAAAUGAUACAUAGUAAACUGUUAUAAUAAUAAUAGUAAUAAGUUCUUUUGACAACACAAUUGAACCCACAAGGAACUUUUUUCAGUAUUUGGAUUAAGUUAAAACACAUAAAACUCCAGUUUAUCCUCCAGAGAAAGAGCUAGUCCAGUUUUGCUAUUUUUCUCACAAAGUGCAUUUUUAACAGUGAGGUUUGUACGGGGGGUUUCUGGGGCCUCUUGUGUUCUGUUUUUCAGAUUUGUUUUCACAACAGCCUACACUUCAAUGUUAUGCUCCCAUGAGACAUUGGUAUUCGGAUUAAAAAUAGCAUAUAACUUUUU
Messenger RNA from Seriola aureovittata, 2587 nucleotides. RefSeq names its product zinc finger protein 836. Bases 104 to 2035 code for a protein of 643 amino acids. NCBI's taxonomy places the organism in Eukaryota, Metazoa, Chordata, Actinopteri, Carangiformes, Carangidae. Gene Ontology annotation, molecular function: DNA-binding transcription activator activity, RNA polymerase II-specific; RNA polymerase II cis-regulatory region sequence-specific DNA binding. The transcript has 2 exons. Gene Ontology annotation, cellular component: nucleus. Gene Ontology annotation, biological process: regulation of transcription by RNA polymerase II. The record is from RefSeq and is a predicted model, not a curated record.